Molecule: messenger RNA, 2610 nt
Organism: Eremothecium sinecaudum
Lineage: Eukaryota; Fungi; Ascomycota; Saccharomycetes; Saccharomycetales; Saccharomycetaceae
Gene: SEC15
Product: Rab GTPase-binding exocyst subunit SEC15
Exons: 1
Coding region: 1-2610 (869 amino acids)
Biological process (GO): Golgi to plasma membrane transport; intracellular protein transport; exocytosis
Cellular component (GO): membrane; exocyst
Source: RefSeq, a predicted model, not a curated record
AUGUCGGCUCAGCUGGACCAAGAUCCCCAAGCACAACUGUUGCAGGAAUUCCAAAAGAUCCUGCUAAACGCAGAUUCUGCCCCUCCUCAACAUGAUUCUUCAUUAACAACUCCCUCUGAUGGAUUAUUGGUGUUUGCGGAUCAAACUUUUGAUAAAUGGGUGCCUUAUAUUAGGCAGGCCAUUGAAGCACAGCAGCUAGGUAACUUGGUAGAAGAGCUAUACAACUCAGCUGAGGAAAUUUUUGAGAUGUCAGAGCCAAAGCUUUUACAGGAUACCCAAGUUACUGACAACCUCACUGCCUCGAUUGAUGAACUCGAUAGAGUCGAAAAGUUAAUUCAAUUUCAGUUGCAGGGGCAAAUAACGGACCUGAAUUCAGACAUGAGUGCUUCGACAAAUGAUGUAAUAAUGAAGAAGCAGGCAUUAACAAGCAAUAAGAAAACCACUAUGAAAAUAUCUGAAGCUAUGGUUUUGAUAGAUAAGAUUUUUCAGAUGCUAGAGCUUACGAACAGGUGCCGGGAAUUAAUAAAGGAUGGUAACUUUUAUAAGGCGCUUCAGAAGCUAGACAAGUUGGAACGACUUUAUAUUCACGAGUUUAAAGACUAUAAGUUCACGUUUUUAGAUGAAAUCUAUGGUUCUAUUCCCAGAUUGAGGACCGUAAUAAAGGAAGAAAGUAUAACUCUUAUCAAAACGUCACUAAGUUCCAAUCUUGAGAAGACAUUAAGCCAAGUGGGGCAGGAGUAUUUCAAGGUUUAUAAUGAUAAGCUUCUUCCUCAAUGGUUGGAUAUGAAAAAAUCAAUGAGACUAGCUAAUUAUAAAUUCAAUUCGCCAGUUGAACUGUCCUUAAGAGAUGAGUCAAGCUUGAAUAAUUUGAACUUAUCUAAAUUCUACGAGUUAAAGGAAAUUCAUGAUUCUAUAAUGAUAUUUGAUGCCUUAAAAGAGACUAAGUAUCUUGUUGAAGAGUUUGCCAAGGAAUAUGAGUUUAGGAAGGUGAAAUUGGUUCAUCCAUUGGCGUGGAAGAGUGUAACUACUAUUGGCCAGGGUGACAACGCUAGGGAUGAUUCAUUUUACCAGCAACUAAGUUUGCCCUUUUUAAAGCAAUAUCUGCUGAAGAUCUUGGGAUUCUUGCUGUACGAUAAGUACCUGCACAGGAAUACAGAGUAUAUUUUCACGAAUAAUAAAUACACUACUACGGAAGAGUUCUUGGAACAGUUUAUGGGGAAAGUUUCCCCACAUAUAUCAAGAUUUAUAAAGGCUAAACUGGUUUCAGAAGAUCAGCUAGUUGAUGCCAAGAACUUCUUUGGAAUUUAUGUGGCCAUUUUGGAAAAUUCUAAGCUGCCUUGCGAAUCUUUGUACAAGAUACAAACUACCUUGUUUGAAAAGUACUGCGGUUUGCUGAUCCAUAUCUUUGAUAAGGAGUUUAAGACCUUAUUGAACGACGACGAUUUUAUGCCCUUAACAAUUAAUAAUAAGGACCUUUAUGAAAAGGUGCUAAAGAUCUGCUGGAUGAAACCAGAAGCAAGACCUUCAAUUGAACAAGACGAAGAUUCAGGUUUUAUGGCAACACUUCCAUUCUCUCCUUUGUAUCCUAUGACCUGUACGUUGAUCAAGAAGUCAUAUGCUAAGAUGGUUACGUUCCUGAGUACCUUUUAUCGUCAUGACCUUGCUCAGCUAAAUAUCACACUGGUGCAAACCAUAGACGAUAUCUUCAACAAGAUAGUUAACUCAAAUAUUCGAGCAAAGUUAGAUACCACGUUUAGGGAGGAAAUUGCCCAGAUCCUGAUCAAUCUCGAUUACUUUAUCGUAGCUGCGAAGGAUUUUAGCAACAUCAUGACAAAGGAGAACAUAACUCAAAACCCCGAUAUCGAAAUCAAAUUGUCAGCCACUACUCAGUUGCUAGACACGAAAAAGUACGCAGAAACUAAGUUGAUUGAGUUAAUUGACAGCAAAGUUACCGACCUCAUGGAAUUUGUGGAAUUGGACUGGACAACAGAAGAGAUCAGGGAGGAACCAGGCUUGUCUAUCAGAGAUAUUGCCCAAUUUUUGGAGAUGAUGUUUACUUCCACACUCGCCAGUCUUCCUUACAGUAUUAAAUCUUUAUUAAUUUUCCGCGAAUUUGACCAAUUGACCAGAAAGUUCUUAGAACUGCUACUCCACAAUUCUCCAUCCUACAUUACACCGCAGAGCGUCUUAAACUUUGAGACCGAUAUGAAGUUCCUGGAGAACGUUAUUUCAAAAAUCUUCCCAAAUGAGGCAAAUAUGGAAUCGCAUCAAGAUGCGGUACCUUCUUCCAAUUCUUCUACUCCACUUCCUGAAAACCUCAGUUCAAAAGGCCCCAAUAUGAUUGAAAGCAAUGUUAGGUCUCUUUUCUCAACAUUCACAGAUUUAAACCAGCAUAUCCUAUUAAUGAAAUCAAAUAAUUUUGAAGAGUAUAAGGAUUCCAGUAUUAGAAUGAGAAAGUAUCCUAGAAUUAAACCAGAAGUUGCGCAAAUGCUGUUAAACAAACUUUCAAGACCAGCUAGUGCUACUACUGAUGGGGACAAUACUACAAUUUCCGAUUACAGCAUCGCAAGUAAUGGCAGGUUUGCCAAAUUUUUUAACAGAGGAGUUUAA